AUGGGGCUCUGCUACAGCCUGCGCCCGAGGCUCUUCGGCGACUCCGGAGGCGGCUCGAUCUCCAGCGCCGCCGCCGCCACCACCACCACCUCGGAGACCGAGCAACAGCCGCCGCCGCCCACGGCGGAACCCCUGGCCCGGCCGCAGCCGCCACUGCCCGGAGCCCCGGCCGGGGGAGGAGGACGAGGAAGGAGCGCGGGGAAAAGCGGCGGCGGCGGCAGUGGCAGCAUCUGCAGCGGCGGGGAGGCGGAAGGCGGCGGCAAGGCGCGCGCGGUGGAACUGGACGGGCCGCUGCUGCUCCUGCAGAACGGAGCGGGCAACGGGGCGGCCCCCUCGGAGAAGGACAAGGGGCGGCAGCGGCAGCGGGGGCCGUCGCCACCCCUCGCAGCAGCAGCAGCUGCUGCGGCGGCGGCGCCUCAGGCCAAGCCCGAGUCGGGCUCGGCGGCGAAGCAGCAGCCGCUGGCGCUGCAGAGACCUUGGGAGAAGCUGCGCCUGGAGGAGCGGGAGGCGGAGAAGGAGGCAAGGCGAGUGAGCAAGAGCAUCGACCGGGCGCUCAAGGAGCAGAAAAGGGAAUACAAGCAGACGCACCGCCUGCUGCUGCUGGGGGCUGGUGAGUCAGGAAAAAGCACUAUUGUCAAGCAGAUGAGGAUCUUGCAUGUAAAUGGAUUUAAUUCAGAAGAAAAGAAACAGAAAAUUCUGGAUAUUCGGAAAAAUGUAAAAGAUGCAAUUGUGACCAUAGUUUCGGCAAUGAGCACUUUAAUACCUCCAGUUCCACUGGCCAACCAAGAAAACCAAUUUCGAGCGGACUACAUCAAGAGUAUAGCUCCACUUUCUGACUUUGACUACACACAGGAAUUCUUUGAACACGCAAAAAAGCUCUGGGACGACGAAGGAGUAAAGGCAUGCUUCGAGAGAUCAAAUGAAUACCAGUUGAUUGAUUGUGCACAAUACUUUCUAGAAAGAAUAGACAGUGUCAGUCUGAUUGAUUACACACCCACAGAUCAGGAUCUCUUGAGGUGCAGGGUUUUGACAUCUGGGAUUUUUGAGACAAGAUUCCAAGUAGAUAAAGUAAACUUUCACAUGUUUGAUGUAGGUGGUCAGAGAGAUGAAAGAAGAAAAUGGAUCCAGUGUUUUAACGAUGUCACAGCUAUUAUCUUUGUCGUGGCCUGUAGCAGCUACAACAUGGUCAUAAGGGAAGACAACAACACAAACAGAUUACGGGAGUCCCUGGACCUCUUCAAAAGUAUCUGGAACAACAGGUGGUUACGGACAAUUUCUAUCAUUUUGUUUUUGAAUAAACAAGAUAUGCUGGCUGAAAAAGUCUUGGCAGGGAAGUCUAAAAUUGAAGAUUAUUUUCCUGAAUUCACACGUUACACUGUACCUGAAGAUGCAACACCAGAUGCAGGAGAAGACCCCAAAGUUACAAGAGCAAAGUUUUUUAUCCGGGAUGAAUUUUUAAGAAUAAGCACGGCGACUGGAGAUGGAAAGCAUUACUGCUACCCCCACUUUACAUGCGCAGUUGACACAGAAAACAUCCGCAGAGUGUUCAACGACUGUAGAGACAUCAUUCAGAGAAUGCACCUUCGGCAGUAUGAACUAUUGUAAUUGAGAACACCAUGGAGCCUGUGGUUUUAAACAUCAUCUUUUUUUCUGACUUCCUCAUGUGAAGUAGAGGGAGAUGCUAUAUAGAUACACGUCUGCCUCCUCAGUUUGUUUACUUUGAUUAGCCUUUCAACCCAGUUCAUGCUUUAUGGGACGAUGUGUGUGCUUUAUUUUUAUAUGCCACUUCUGUGUCAUUCCACUAAGGCCUUUGGCUACCUCUGUUUCCUUAGGUUUAGUUGCAUUUUUGUUUUGUUUUUAAUUGGACAUAGCCUGCUAGUUCCGCCCCCGCCCCCCCCGCAGGUUUGUUCAAGCUGGUAUCUGCUAGUUGGGCAACACCAUGUUAUACUUGCAGGAUGCAUGGGUUUCCUUUCUACUGUGACGCUGAGGAGUACUUGAUAGAUUGGGUGGGGGGAGAAUAAUGCACUUUGUUUUAGGGUUGUGAAAUACUGUUGAGGAUAUAUACAUGCGUGAUGUAGCAGCACCACAAUAUAAGUCACAGUUUUUAACAUAACUGAGUUUCAGGUCAUCUGACAAAGGUGACCUUCUUCUAAGCCAUUAUUGGCACAGGAAAUAGACUAGAUAGUGAGGCACAGGGAAGAUGAGCAAUUUUUCUGGAGGUUUGGAGCUAAGAGUCUCUACGCACCUCAGGCAUUUGAAUUCAGAGCUACUUUUUCAGACUAUUUGCAUCUAGGCAGAAAAUUCACCCUCACUUUUGUUUCUUCUGUCCACAAAUGAUCCAACUACUUUAGAUCAUUUUUGGACAACAGUCUUCUCCCUAUAUAUAUAAUAUAUAUAUAUAUAUAUAUAUAUAUUAUUUUUGUUUUACUGCUGGUUUAUUAUAUUGUACAGACUGUAAAGUGUAAUAUUAUUUUGUACAAUUUUAUUGAAGAUAAAUACUUGUAGAAGAUCUUUGUGCCUUGAUUAUGGCUGUACCUGUAAAACGAGCUAAGAUGUAAGUAUGUUUUUGAUUGCGCUGUACAGCUUGAUGUCAACUUUACCUGCAGCAGUGACUGGAGGUAAAAAACUUCUCUGUAGGGUUUAGGGUUUUUCUGGUUUAUAUAAAAAGAAAUGCUCUUUAGUAUAAAAAAUUAUAAAUUAUGCAAAUUUUAGUCAUAUACCUUUGAAAGUAAGUUAUUACUGCCACCAGAUGUUGCAGCAAAUAUGCCUUUCUCAGUCUUAGCUUUAAAACACUGAAAUUGAUUCAAGUGUCCAAAUUGCAACCUGGUGUUUUCAUGGAAACCAAGGGUUUUGUUUUACCUUUAAAAGAAAACCUAUGUUCAGUAAUUCUUUGGUCAUUCAUAGCCAAUUUCACAAUCGCACAGAUUGUGAAUGUGUAGAAGCACCAUUAGAUAAAGGCUCUUCAAUCUCUGUUGCAACAGCCGUUUUCAUUGUGGAAAUUGGAAGAAAGAAGAAAAGGUUUAACCCUUGUGUCUGGCCUAAGAGAAUUACAAGAUGACAAUUUUAUUUCUCUUAAUAAAGAGACCUUAGAAAAUGGUUUUAUUUUAAAUAUUGUAGAAUCACAAUGUGUGGAUAUUUCUCAAACUUGAAUAAUUUAUGCAAAUGACAUUCACAAAAUAAGUUGUGGUACAGUAUAAUAUAAAAGCAAGAAUUGCAGUAGCAAUAAGGCAUGUCCUUCUCAGUACUAUAACACUGCUUUUAUAUUUUAUACAUAGGUGUUAUGUCAGAGUACAUAGUUUCCUGUGUCCAAGGUAACCUGUACAAAUGUUUAAAAUUUGUAAUUGCAAUAACAAAAUUUAGAAGUGUUAGCCUACAUACCUUCAUAGAUUAUGUAUCACUUGGAUUAUCUUCAUCCUUUGCUUUAAAUUUAAAGGCAAAUUACUCUUUGAAAUAUUUUCAGCCACCCAAUGUGAAUCAAUUCUUAAAGGAGGAUAGCAUGUUUGUUGUUUAUGUAAGCCCAGGCGUUUUUUCCUGACAACUGGGCAGACAUGUUGUGGUUGUAACUCUGCAGAGGGAUCACAUUAGUAAUCUUUCUAGGUACUGUAUUUUCUAAGACCCUUUUCAACACUUUAGUUCCACUCUGAAACUGCUAGUUGGAUAUAUUUUAAUGAUUUUUCAGUAAUGCUAACCAUGCAUGUUUCCAAAACGUUAGAAAGACACAAGUGUUUAGGAUCAAAGUGCAAGAUUCUGUCAACACCAUUUCCCAUAAAAUGCAUCACUAAUACCAAGCAUAAGGCCCUUCACUCAUAUUGCAUUUGCCCAUCAUGGUAAACCAUAGUUAAUAGCUUACUUGUAACAUAAAGAUGGCUCCUGCCACAAAGUGAGCAAGAGAAACAAACCACAGUCCUGGCUUAGUGUAACAUGUGGACUUGAGGAAUGUGGGUUGUUUCACUAUGAACAGACCACAGUUGGUAAGCCAAGAAAUAAACCUUGACAUCCCUCUGUGGUUUGUUUGGGAGUAAAAUAAACCGCAAUCCUAAAGUUUACACAAGGGAUUGUGGUUUGUUGCUCCCAUUCAUGCUAGAGGAGAAAUUUCUGCAUUUACUGUAAAUCAUUCGCUAUGGUUUAUUGCAAUGAUGCACUAGGCCUAUAU
Messenger RNA from Lacerta agilis (Sand lizard), 4153 nucleotides. It is a transcript of the gene GNAL, whose product is annotated as G protein subunit alpha L. Lineage: Eukaryota; Metazoa; Chordata; Lepidosauria; Squamata; Lacertidae. Gene Ontology annotation, cellular component: heterotrimeric G-protein complex. The transcript is spliced from 12 exons. The record is from RefSeq and is a predicted model, not a curated record. Gene Ontology annotation, molecular function: GTPase activity; G protein-coupled receptor binding; GTP binding. Bases 1 to 1605 code for a protein of 534 amino acids. Gene Ontology annotation, biological process: adenylate cyclase-modulating G protein-coupled receptor signaling pathway.